GUAUCAAUACGGAUCUCGUUUAAAACGAAGCAAUAGUUUAGUGUAAUAGUUUCUCUCCAACAGCUCAACAAUGCGCAUGUUUGUUUUUCCUUGUCUCGCCUUGUGCGUGGCAAUGGUCAGCUGUGCUGAAGAAGUUGCCUCUGCCGCUGCCAAAGAAAGCAAAGACGAAAAAGUCGUAGAAAAGCGUGGUCUAUAUUUGGGUGAUUACGGUGGCCAUCAAUAUGGUCACCAUCAUGAACACAUUAAGACGGUUACCAUCGAAAAGAAGGUUCCUGUACCCUACACCGUUGUCAAACACAUUCCUUACACUGUGGAAAAGAAGGUGCCCUAUGAAGUAAAGGUCCCUGUACCAGAACCCUAUAUUGUGGAGAAGAAGGUACCCGUUCACGUUAAGGAAUACGUUAAGGUUCCAGUACACAAACCUGUACCCUAUACCGUCGAAAAGAAGGUACCCUAUGAAGUGAAGUACCCUGUCGACAAGCCUUAUGAGGUUAAGGUUCAUGUGCCACAACCCUACGAAGUCAUCAAGAAAGUACCCUAUGAAGUAAAGGUUCCCGUACCACAACCCUACGAAGUCAUCAAGAAAGUACCCUAUGAGGUUAAGGUUGAAGUACCCGUACCCAAACCCUAUGAAGUCAUCAAGAAAGUACCCUAUGAAGUGAAGGUACCCGUAGAGAAACCCUAUCCCGUCGAAGUACCCAAACCCUACCCCGUUGAGGUUGAGAAACCCUAUGAAGUCAUUGUGGAGAAAAAGGUGCCAUACGAAGUCAAAGUACCCGUAGACAAGCCAUACAAGGUGGAGGUUGAGAAACCAUAUCCCGUACAUGUCAAGGUACCUGUUCCCCAACCCUACACCGUUGAAAAGAAGGUCCACUAUACUGUAGAGAAACCAGUGCCCUAUGAAGUUAAGGUUCCCAUUGAGAAACCAUAUCCCGUCUAUUCUGAGGUCAAGGUUCCUCUGCACAAGGAAAUUCCCAUACCCGAGAAAUACCAUGUCGAAGUGCCCGUUUUCGAGAAGCACGAACAUGGUGGACACUACUCCCACUACUCUCAUCACUAA
Messenger RNA from Musca vetustissima, 1060 nucleotides. RefSeq lists its product as uncharacterized. The record is from RefSeq and is a predicted model, not a curated record. NCBI's taxonomy places the organism in Eukaryota, Metazoa, Arthropoda, Insecta, Diptera, Muscidae. The coding region runs from base 71 to 1060 and encodes 329 amino acids. The transcript is spliced from 2 exons.